Molecule: messenger RNA, 657 nt
Organism: Hyaloscypha bicolor E
Lineage: Eukaryota; Fungi; Ascomycota; Leotiomycetes; Helotiales; Hyaloscyphaceae
Product: GINS complex, Psf1 component
Exons: 3
Coding region: 1-657 (218 amino acids)
Biological process (GO): DNA strand elongation involved in mitotic DNA replication; DNA replication
Cellular component (GO): GINS complex
Source: RefSeq, a predicted model, not a curated record
AUGUAUGGAGACGUGGGAAAUAAAUUGGUCCAGCAUGCCAAACGGACUCAAAAGCUUGAACAUCUUCCCCCUUACCAGACCGAGCUCGUUCGUGCUGUGACGAGGGAAGUACGAGACUUAGACAAGGAUCAGUCGAACAUUCUCCAGUCUAUCGGUGGCUCCUUUGACCCUGCUGCGGAUCCAGCAACGGCCUGUACUCUCCUGGUUGACCACCUCUGCAUGCGGCGAAACAAGCGAUGUCUGCUUGCAUAUCACCGCACACGAACAGAUAAAUUGGAGGAGAUGGUUUGGAACGGUAGCGAUAUUGCGGAUCUGGCGGCACAGCAACAGAGAGGUCCCAACGGUGGUCAGAAUGGCGCAGCUGAUCUUGGUAACGGCGAAGGGAAUACUAGCAGUCUGAGUCCAGAGGAAGAGGAGUAUGUGAGACAAUACAGUGACCUACUGGCUGCAUACAAGGGUCAAUGGACAGAUAUCGACUUGACCGGCAGUCUAGAGCCGCCACGGGAUCUAUUUAUUGACGUUCGGGUGCUGAAGAAUGCAGGCGAAAUUCAGACGGAGUAUGGGACCAUUAACCUCACGAAAAAUUCUCAAUUCUAUGUCCGCCAAGGAGAUGUUGAGCGUCUGAUAGCACAAGGGUACCUGCAAAAGCUCAGUUGA